Molecule: messenger RNA, 4921 nt
Organism: Dromaius novaehollandiae (emu)
Lineage: Eukaryota; Metazoa; Chordata; Aves; Casuariiformes; Dromaiidae
Product: F-BAR domain only protein 2
Exons: 26
Coding region: 192-2630 (812 amino acids)
Biological process (GO): clathrin coat assembly; synaptic vesicle endocytosis; clathrin-dependent endocytosis
Cellular component (GO): clathrin-coated vesicle; clathrin-coated pit; plasma membrane
Source: RefSeq, a predicted model, not a curated record
GGCGGCCGCGGUGCCCGCCCGCGGCGCGGCGCAUGCGCGCUGGCGCGGCGGCCGGGGGCGGCGAAGCCGUGUGGAAGGGGGCGGCGGCACUGUAACGGGAAGGGCGGCGCGCCGCGGCGGCGCCUGUUUCCUCCGGCGGCUGAGGCGGUCGGGGCCGGGCCGCGCUCGCCGGGGGCUGGGGCGGCGGCGGGAUGAUGAUGGCGUACUUCGCGGAGAGCUUCUGGGGGGAAAGGAACAAUGGCUUUGACGUCCUAUAUCACAACAUGAAACAUGGACAUUUGUCAACAAAAGAAUUAGCAGACUUUAUUAGAGAAAGGGCUACAAUAGAGGAGGCAUAUUCAAGGUCAAUGACAAAACUAGCCAAAUCAGCAAGCAAUUACACACAGCUUGGGACAUUUGCACCUGUUUGGGAUGUUUUCAAAACCUCAACAGAAAAACUAGCAAGCUGUCACUUGGAUCUUGUACGAAGAUUACAAGAGCUAAUAAAAGAAGUUCACAAGUAUGGAGAUGAACAAAUCAAAGCUUAUAAAAAGACUAAAGAAGAAGUUUCAGGAACAUUGGAAGCAGUGCAAAGUAUUCAAAGUAUCACUCAGGCCUUACAGAAGUCAAAGGAAAACUACAACACAAAGUGUGUCGAACAAGAACGAUUGAAAAAGGAAGGUGCAACACAGAGAGAGGUUGAUAAGGCAGCAGUUAAAUUGAAAAAAGCUACAGAUACCUAUAAACUAUAUGUGGAGAAAUACGCUGCGGUUAAAUCUGAUUUUGAACAGAAAAUGACAGAAACUGCACGGAAAUUUCAAGACAUCGAAGAAACACACCUUCUUCAUAUGAAAGAGAUUAUAGAAUCGUUGUCAAAUACUAUAAAAGAAAUUCAUUUACAAAUAGGAGAGGUGCAUGAAGAGUUUAUUAAUAACAUGACAAAUACUACAGUUGAGAGUUUAAUACAGAAAUUUGCUGAGUCAAAAGGAACUGGCAAAGAACGACCUGGUCCUAUUGAAUUUGAGGAAUGUAACACAUCUACUGCAGUUGAAGGGAUAAAACCACGGAAGAGAAAACCUUUUGGUUUAUCAGGAAUAAUGAAAAAAGAAAAAGAUACUGAAUGUGUGGAAUGUCCAGAUGCAGACUCAGUUAAUAUUCCUGAUGUAGAUGAUGAAGGAUACAGCAUUAAGCCAGAAGCAACACAGAAUACCAAAGAGAACCAUUUCUAUUCAUCCAGUGAUUCUGACUCUGAAGAUGAUGAACCCAGGAGGUUCCAUGUAGAAAUAAAACCUGUACAGCCAAAUCAUAGCUCUCAAUGCACAAUGGCUUCCUUGGAUGAAUUAAAAGUAUCUAUAGGGAACAUCGCUCUUUCUCCAGCAGUAUCUCAGAGACACAGUCCUGCACAAAUGAAUCGAAAUUCAUCCAGUGAAGAGUUGACAAAAUCAAAGCUUUCUGCUCCAACUAAUGAAAAGGGGAACAGUGACCUACUGGCAUGGGAUCCACUCUUUAGCAGCUCUCUUGAAUCUUCUUCUUCAGCCUCCUUGGCGUCCUCAUCCUCCUCAGCAAGGCCCACAACUCCUCUUUCUGUAGGCACAAUUGUACCCCCUCCAAGGCCUGCUUCGAGACCAAAGUUGGCUACAGCGAAACUUAGUGGAAUUAAUGAAAUACCUAGGCCAUUCAGCCCUCCACUGACGUCUAAUUCAAGUCCACCACCUGCAGCUCCCUUGGCACGUGCAGAGAGCAUUUCCUCAAUAUCCUCUUCUGCUUCCCUAAGUGCAGCAAACACACCUACAGUUGGUGUUUCACGUGGUCCCAGCCCUGUCAGCCUUGGAAACCAGGACACCUUGCCUGUUGCAGUAGCCCUUACUGAAUCUGUUAACGCCUACUUUAAAGGAGCAGAUCCCACAAAAUGUAUUGUGAAGAUCACUGGUGAUAUGACAGUAUCAUUCCCAAGUGGAAUUAUUAAAGUCUUCACCAGCAACCCAUCCCCAGCUGUGCUGUGCUUCAGGGUAAAAAACACAAGCAAGCUAGAGCAGAUUCUUCCAAAUGCACAACUUGUAUACAGUGAUCAAUCACAAAGUGACUCCAGUACUAAGGAUUUCUGGAUGAACAUGCAAGCUAUAACUGUCUACCUCAAGAAACUAUCAGAGCAGAAUCCAUCUGCGUCCUAUUAUAAUGUGGAUGUUUUAAAGUAUCAGGUAUCUUCAAAUGGCAUCCAGUCCACUCCAUUGAAUCUUGCAACUUACUGGAAAUGUAAUGCUAGCACUACUGAUGUGAGAGUGGAUUAUAAAUACAACCCCGAGUCUAUGACUGUGCCCAGUACGCUGUCUAACGUACAGGUUGUGGUACCAGUAGAUGGAGGAGUAACAAACAUGCAAUCACUUCCACCUGCAAAAUGGAAUGCAGACCAGAUGAAAGCUUAUUGGAAAAUAUCUAGCAUUUCAGAAAAGUCUGAGAAUGGAGGUUCUGGAUCCCUCAGGGCAAAAUUUGAACUUUCAGAAGGACCCAGUAAACCAGCAACACUUGCAGUGCAAUUCAUUAGUGAAGGAAGCACCCUUUCAGGAGUAGAUGUAGAGCUAGCAGGCACUGGCUAUCGGCUUUCCCUGCUCAAGAAGAGAUUUGCCACUGGACGGUAUAUGGCAGACUGCUGAUGAACCUGUGAAAGUCAUUGGAUCAAAGGAGUGCAAGUAGCUCACUCUGCCCUCUCUACUUUUCAAACACUAUUUUAACAUGCAUUAAUUUUUAAAUUUUUUACUUACUUUGAGGCUGACUACAGAACAGAAAAUGCACUUUUAAAAGUCAUUUUGCAAACUUUUUAUUACUUUAUAAUAGCACUGAAGUGAACUUCAACACUGUCUGUAAAUGAUCAACUGCAAUAUUUGGGAGAAUUUGUUAAAAUUUUAGUAAAUUUAUAUAGAUUAAAUCAAAAUAGUAAUCAUUAGUUCUAAUGAAAGUAUGAAAUUGUAUGUUAUACUGUAAACGUAAACCUAAAAAUGUAGAAGAGCAAGCAAGAAAUAUUUGAGCUUUCCAUAAGUAAUACUCAGUCAUUUUUCAGAUUCUUUAACUGCCAAUGUUUAAAGAAAACAAAGGCAAAAUCUCACAAAAUUCUUCCAUUUACUCAAUGUGCCAUAAAACUGGUUGAGUUAGAGAUGUAUAAAAAAAACUUGAUGCCCAUGUAUCAUAUAUUAAUAACAUGUAAGUUGUUUUACAUAGGGGAUUUUUUUUCCUAAGUGCAAUGUGUUGCAAAAUUGCAAAAGACAGAAGAGAUUUACUUCUGCAGUUAGUAAACUUUAUGGGCGUUGUGAUUGUUUGAAUUAAUGCUGUAGAUUUAAUUUAUUUUUAUAUGAAUUGCAUAACGUUUGUGCCUUUAAAAAAAAACAAAACUGUGCCUAUCCAGUUUGUUAUUCAUGUGCCUCACUUCCUUUUUCAGAGUUUGGCUCUUCCAUAAAAGAAAGCAUGGUGUUUGUAUAAUACAUACAACUUUUAUAAAAAUUCCUGUGACUGGGAUUUAGAAGGGAAAUUUAUGAUAACUGGAGAUUGUUUCAUCAGAGGUUAAAAAGGCUGAAUUACUUCCUCAUGGGGUAAUUGCAAUAAAUGCAGCCAUAGUAAAGGGAGACGCAUCAUACAAGACUUUGAAACUUCAAUAUAGUAACUUUAACGUCACCAAAGAUGAGAAUCCUGAAAAAUCACAGAAGACUAGUAAUAUCAAACUUUUAAAAGCAAACAGCAUUUCCCUUCACUCUGACUGUAAGUCUUUGGAGCUUACGUGCUUUUGGGGUUGUGUGAUGUGAAUGUAAAUGUAGUACUUUGGGAGGAAUAGCAUUUUAGAAAAGUAUGUUUUGGCAGCAGGAUGACAAGUACUGCCAUUUGUAUUAAUUUAAAUUUUAUCUAUAACCAUCAAGUUAAUUAUUUGUAUUGUCAUCUAUCUGCUUUCCACAGCCUAAGCACAAGGAAGUGACACAUUGGUAACAUUUUUUAAAGCAAGUCACUAAUUUAGAAAGUCUUUUAUGUAUUUGUACUAUUAUUUUUUCAGUGCAGAAAUCAAAAGUAUUGGGGCAAAACAAUCUAAUAACCUCUAAAUGGGAAUUUUAUAUUACCAUUCUGAGGACCAGUAUCUAUUUCAAAUUCUCUAUUAAAACAACAAAACUUGCUUGAACUAAUUCAUACAAAACCAGUAAUGAAUCGGGCUGUUGAAGCUUUACAAAAAAAAAAAAAAAGCUUUGUAGAGGCUAUGUAAAUUCUAAUGUACACCAUACACUUUGGCAGAUGAGAUUUCCAUUGUUAGCACUAAGCACAUGCUGUACUGUAGAUCUGACUGGAAGAGUACGUACGGCUCUUAAUUUGCUAAUCUUUUUGAAUGGUGAAAAUAACGUUUCUAACUCAUAAAAUGGUACAGUCUUUACUGGAAUCUUAAUUGUAAUCUGCUUUGCAAUCAAACUGUGUUUAACACGGCAACAUCUUAUUUCUGAAAACCCAAAACUAUAUUAUUGUUUCUAAUCAAGUAUUACUUUCAUUUCUAAGUUAAAUGAAGUAGUUAUGUUUCAGCACUUUUAAACUAGCCUUCAUUCAGGUGAUUAAACAUACAUUUGCAUUGGGUGCAGGUUACAAUUUUGAAGCCAUACAAGUUUAUAUAAACUUUUUGUAAAGAAAGUCAAAAACAAUGUAAAAAGUACAUGUAGCUAUCUGAUGAAAAAAAUGUAUGUAGCAAGCUGGUUCUUGCUUGUGUAUACAGCAAUAUCAUUUGUAGCUGCCUCCUCUUAAGAAAAUUAACUUGUAAACACAACUCUAAAGGAUCUGAAUUUUUAUGGAUUGUUACUACAUCAGACUGUAAAUUAGAACAUACAAGUUUAUCUUACAAAAUUGUAAAUACUUCUGAUUUUUCAUAAAAUGUAAAUUUUAAAGAAUUUUGCACCCAUAAUAAACAUGUAAUAUAUAAUUUAAA